AUGGCGGCUAUGGCGAACGACUUUCAGGAUCGCCGGAACUUGAAGCUCGAUAACCGUCACGACAUCAUCUACCUCAAGUCGAAUUUUUAUAUGAUAGGAAGAGACAAAAGCAGAACCCUUUGGAGGGUGUUAAAGAUUGAUAGAUUGGAUCCAUCUGAGCUAAACAUUCUUGAAGAUUCCACAACGUACACAGAUAUUGAGUGCUACGACCUUCUAAAACGGAUACAUGAAGGAAACAAGUCAAUGGGUGGACUUAAGUUUAUCACCAUUUGUUAUGGAAUUGUUGGGUUCGUGAAGUUUCUGGGACCUUAUUACAUGCUUAUUAUUACAAAAAGAAGGAAGAUUGGAGCAAUUUGUGGUCAUACUAUCUACGCGAUUAGCAAGAGCGAAAUUAUUCCAGUUCCAAAUUCUUCUGUGCUGUCAAACUUGGCUUAUUCUAGAAAUGAGAACAGGUCUUUUGUCCAUUCUUCAUGUAAAUGUAAUAUGUACCUGAUACUUCUAAAGAGAUCUAAGAAAGUAGCUUUCAGAAUUUUACAUCGUCCAGUUGUACUUUGAUAAGAAUCAUGUCAUCUUCAAAUUGAGAAGUUUUGUUUGUCUUUUUGUU
Molecule: messenger RNA, 604 nt
Organism: Rosa rugosa (rugosa rose)
Lineage: Eukaryota; Viridiplantae; Streptophyta; Magnoliopsida; Rosales; Rosaceae
Product: phosphoinositide phosphatase SAC2-like
Exons: 3
Coding region: 1-555 (184 amino acids)
Biological process (GO): phosphatidylinositol dephosphorylation
Cellular component (GO): intracellular membrane-bounded organelle
Molecular function (GO): phosphatidylinositol-3,5-bisphosphate 5-phosphatase activity
Source: RefSeq, a predicted model, not a curated record